AAUGGAAGAUCUCCUUGAUAUCUGUGUUGAACGAUAAUUUCAUGAUGUCAAUUACAUUAUCAACAUUAAUGCAAAUAUUGAAACUCUCAAUAUUGAAAUUGAAUCUAAACAAUCUGGUGACUCUUGGAUAGCCAAUUAUCAUGCUCAAUAUAUUGAAGAAAUUGCAUCAAAAACUGGAAAUUAUAAAAAAUACACUACUUUUAUAAAGAUGCUCUAAUCAGCAUUGAAUAAUUAAACUGAAACUGUAUACAUUGACAUUCUUACUUAUUAAGAUUUGGAGUAAAUCAAAAAUAAGAGAUCUAAUAAAUUAUAAACUUAAAAUAUAGCUCCUAAUAAUAAACGCUAUCUUAUUCUUAGUUAUAUAGUUGAAUUUGAUAAAGUGCAUUAUCCAUUACCAUUAAAUUAUAAUGAAUAACCAAAUUUAUAAUAAAUGAAGAAUACAAUUAUUAGAUUAAGAAAAGAAAAUGAAUCAUUACAUAAAAAUCUCUAAUUCUUUAAGGAUUAAAAAAGAAAUGAAUCUAAUCCAUAAAUUUUAUUAAAUGAAUAAAUAAAAGAAUUAGAAAUACUUAAAAAUAUUAUUGAUUAAAAAGAAAGUGAAAUUUUAGAAUUAAAAAAUACAAAUCAUCAAUAUUCAAAUACAAUGGUUAAUAAAUAAGAAUAUAAUGAAUUAAGAUCAAAAUAUUUAUUAAGUGAAAAUACUAAUUAAGAAUUAUCAAAAAAAAUCAUUGAAUUAGAAGAUUAUUUAUAAUAAUUGAUUGAUGAAAAUGUAAUACUUAAAAAUUAAGAUAAAAAGAAUAAAUCAAGAAUUAAUUCAUUAGAAUCUGAAUUAUAACAAACUCUUAAUAAAUCAAAAUCAAAAUAUAAUUCAAAUCUAUCUCGAUCUCCAUCUGUUUCUAAAUCUAACAAUAAAUAAAAAAGCUCGCUUAAUACUAGUAAUAAUAUUCCUUCUAAAAGAAAAAGUCUUGAUAAAACAACACCAAUAAGGGUAAUUUUUAUAUUAAUAUAAUUAGUUGAGAAAAGAUAGUUUGGAUAGUGAUACAGAGUCCUCUUACAGACGUAAAUCAAAUUCUAAAAGAACUGAAUAAAGUCCUUCAGCUAGAUCAAGUUCAUCUAAAAAAAAAACAUUACAAUAAAAACAAUCAAAUUCCAAGCAGUUUAAAAAUAAAAAUGUUACUAAACCAUCAGAUUCAACUAAGUUUGAGGAUCCAGAAGAAUAGCGUUUAAUAAAAAGAUUAAAAGAUUUAAGAGAAAAGAACAAAGAAAAUACAAUUAUAACCACUCCUUCAAGUAAAAUUGAUGCUACGACUGAAGAUUUAUAGAGUAUAGAUGUAAGACUAAAUAAAUUAAAUACAUUACUAUAAUUAGCUAAAAAUUAAUGA
Molecule: messenger RNA, 1379 nt
Organism: Paramecium pentaurelia
Lineage: Eukaryota; Ciliophora; Oligohymenophorea; Peniculida; Parameciidae
Source: the annotation of a GenBank genome assembly